UGACAAGUAAUAACACGGAUUGACAAUUUACAUUUUCACAAAUCAAACGCUUUUAAGAAAUCAUUGUAUUUUUAACUGUAAGAGCAUUAUUUUAUAAAUUUGAAAAUAAUAUUUUAAAGAAAAUACUUUAACAUGGCAAGAAAUGCAGAAAAAGCUAUGACAACAUUGGCUCGUUGGCGAGCCGCACAAGUUCAAGAAGCAGGAGGGCAACGGGAGCGGCGGCCCUACUUAGCAUCUGAAUGCACUGAUCUUCAGCAAGCAGAGAAAUGGAGGCUACAAAUUGUUAGAGAAAUUGCAAAAAAAGUUGCACAAAUACAAAAUGCCGGUCUUGGUGAAUUUCGAAUUCGAGAUUUAAACGAUGAAAUCAACAAGUUGAUGCGAGAGAAACGUCACUGGGAAGUACAAAUAAAAUCACUCGGUGGACCGGAUCAUGCUCGCGUCGGCCCGAAAAUGUUAGAUCAAGAUGGUAAAGAGGUGCCGGGUAACAGAGGUUAUAAAUAUUUCGGAGCUGCUAAAGACUUACCGGGUGUGCGCGAGCUGUUCGAGCAGGAACCGCCGGCGGCGCCGCGGCGUACUCGCGCGGACCUCAUGCGCGACGUGGACGCGGACUACUACGGCUACCGGGACGACGACGACGGGCUGCUGCUGCCGCUAGAGCGGGACGCCGAGAGGGCAGCAAUAGCGAAAGCGGUUGAGGAAUGGAAUAGAAAUAAAGAGGAAAAUAAAGAUCAGGAAGUUCCCGAGGAAGAAAAUAUUUAUCCUGAAGAUCCUGAUGACAAGAGGAUAGAGGACGAUGGAAAUGAAAAACCUACAGAACCAUCACACGUUGCUGUUCCUUCACAGAAAGAUGUAGAGGAAGCGUUGUUAAGAAGGAAAAAACAAGAACUUUUAGAAAAGUACGGAUGUCUAGAUGUAAAAAUGGAAGUGAGCUAACGUUACUAAUAAAAUUAGUUAGGUUAUUUGUACGUUA
Messenger RNA from Melitaea cinxia (Glanville fritillary), 970 nucleotides. Its product is annotated as pre-mRNA-splicing factor ISY1 homolog. The record is from RefSeq and is a predicted model, not a curated record. Gene Ontology annotation, biological process: mRNA 3'-splice site recognition; generation of catalytic spliceosome for second transesterification step. The transcript has 7 exons. Bases 133 to 933 code for a protein of 266 amino acids. Gene Ontology annotation, cellular component: catalytic step 2 spliceosome; post-mRNA release spliceosomal complex; post-spliceosomal complex. NCBI's taxonomy places the organism in Eukaryota, Metazoa, Arthropoda, Insecta, Lepidoptera, Nymphalidae.